Messenger RNA from Gorilla gorilla gorilla (western lowland gorilla), 1568 nucleotides. Its product is annotated as leukocyte immunoglobulin-like receptor subfamily A member 3. The coding region runs from base 1 to 1320 and encodes 439 amino acids. Gene Ontology annotation, molecular function: inhibitory MHC class I receptor activity. Lineage: Eukaryota; Metazoa; Chordata; Mammalia; Primates; Hominidae. Gene Ontology annotation, cellular component: plasma membrane. The record is from RefSeq and is a predicted model, not a curated record. The transcript is spliced from 7 exons. Gene Ontology annotation, biological process: immune response-regulating signaling pathway; cytokine-mediated signaling pathway.
AUGACCCCUAUCCUCACGGUCCUGAUCUGUCUCGGGCUGAGCCUGGACCCCAGGACCCACGUGCAGGCAGGGCCCCUCCCCAAGCCCACCCUCUGGGCUGAGCCAGGCUCUGUGAUCACCCAGGGGAGUCCCGUGACCCUCAGGUGUCAGGGGAGCCUGGAGACGCAGGAGUACCAUCUAUAUAGAGAAAAGAAAACAGCACUCUGGAUUACACGGAUCCCACAGGAGCUUGUGAAGAAGGGCCAGUUCCCCAUCCCAUCCAUCACCUGGGAACAUGCAGGGCGGUAUCGCUGUAUCUAUGGCAGCCACACUGCAGGCCGCUCAGAGAGCAGUGACCCCCUGGAGCUGGUGGUGACAGGAGCCUACAGCAAACCCACCCUCUCAGCUCUGCCCAGCCCUGUGGUGACCUCAGGAGGGAAUGUGACCAUCCAGUGUGACUCACAGGUGGCAUUUGAUGGCUUCAUUCUGUGUAAGGAAGGAGAAGAUGAACACCCACAAUGCCUGAACUCCCAUUCCCAUGCCCGUGGGUCAUCCCGGGCCAUCUUCUCCGUGGGCCCCGUGAGCCCGAGUCGCAGGUGGUCGUACAGGUGCUAUGCUUAUGACUCGAACUCUCCCUAUGUGUGGUCUCUACCCAGUGAUCUCCUGGAGCUCCUGGUCCCAGGUGUUUCUAAGAAGCCAUCACUCUCAGUGCAGCUGGGUCCUGUCAUGGCCCCUGGGGAGAAGCUGACCCUCCAGUGUGGCUCUGAUGCCGGCUACGACAGAUUUGUUUUGUACAAGGAGUGGGGACGUGACUUCCUCCAGCGCCCUGGCCGGCAGCCCCAGGCUGGGCUCUCCCAGGCCAACUUCACCCUGGGCCCUGUGAGCCGCUCCUACGGGGGCCAGUACAGAUGCUCCGGUGCACACAACCUCUCCUCCGAGUGGUCGGCCCCCAGUGACCCCCUGGACAUCCUGAUCACAGGACAGAUCCGUGCCAGACCCUCCGUUUCAGUGCAGCCGGGCCCCACAGUGGCCUCAGGAGAGAACGUGACCCUGCUGUGUCAGUCACAGGGAGGGAUGCACACUUUCCUUUUGACCAAGGAGGGGGCAGCUGAUUCCCCACUGCGUCUAAAAUCAAAGCGCCAAUCUCAUAAGUACCAGGCUGAAUUCCCCAUGAGUCCUGUGACCUCAGCCCACACGGGGACCUACAGGUGCUACGGCUCACUCAGCUCCAACCCCUACCUGCUGUCUCUCCCCAGUGAGCCCCUGGAACUCGUGGUCUCAGGAGCAGCUGAGACCCUCAGCCAACCACAAAACGAGUCCGACUCCAAGGCUGGUGAGUGAGGCGAUGCUUGCCGUGAUGAUGCUGGGCACAGAGGGUCAGGUCCUGUCAAGGGGAGCUGGGUGUCCUGGGUGGACAUUUGAAGAAUUAUAUUCAUUCCAACUUAAAGAACUAUUCAACACCUUUAACAAUGUAUAUGUGAAGUACUUUAUUCUUUCAUAUUUUAAAAAUAAAAGAUAAUUAUCCAUGAGAAAGCUACUCGUUUGAGUAUAUUCAUUGUAUUUCAUGCUAACUCACUACCAAAUUACCC